AUGCUUCCGGCGCUGAGACCUCGCCUCCGCCUCCCCCUCGCCCACCUCUGCCGCCGCCUCUCCUCGUCCUCGUCCGCUUCCGGCGAGGGAGCUCCCCCCGUCGCCCCCACGGACGCCGCGGCGAAGGCGCGGGAGGCGCAUGCGGCGCGGAUGGAGGCGUACAAGAAAGUGCAGGAGUUCGACUGGUCCAGCGGCGCUGAUUGGAAGACGGCCGCCAACAUCCUCUUCACGGUGCCCCCCAAGCGCAAGGAGUUCGGGCUCGACUUCCACCUUGUACAGCUCUUCUUUGUUUGCAUGCCCUCACUAGCUGUCUAUUUGGUAGCCCAGUAUGCGCGAAGUGAGAUCAAAAGGAUGGAAGCGGAAGCAGAAGUAAAAAGGAAAAAAAUCGAGGAAGUAGAGAAACAGAAACAACUUGAAGCCGACUCUGUUAAGGAGGAUGCCGAUUCGAAGCUGGCAACGGUUUUAGUCAGGUUAGAUACAUUAGAGGGUGUCGUUAAGGAAAUUGCAGAGGACAAAAUGAGAAGUCCUGCCCAUACGAAAGAGGAAUCUCUGAAGAAAGGUGAGACAUCAUCUCCUGAUAAGGCCUCUGCUUCAAAAAGCGAUGGAAGUGAUAGUCAGCUAGCGUCAGUCAAGAUUAAGGACAUCAAGGAUGCUACUAAUGCUCCGCCAGAUGCUGACACAGCAGGACACUAA
Triticum turgidum subsp. durum (durum wheat) is the source of this 693-nucleotide messenger RNA. The record is from the annotation of a GenBank genome assembly. Lineage: Eukaryota; Viridiplantae; Streptophyta; Magnoliopsida; Poales; Poaceae.